Atta colombica is the source of this 396-nucleotide messenger RNA. RefSeq lists its product as uncharacterized. The coding region runs from base 1 to 396 and encodes 131 amino acids. The transcript has 2 exons. The record is from RefSeq and is a predicted model, not a curated record. NCBI's taxonomy places the organism in Eukaryota, Metazoa, Arthropoda, Insecta, Hymenoptera, Formicidae.
AUGAACAACGCGGUUUUCAGCAAAACCAUGGAAGAAACCAUGGAGAAUGUGCGCAAUUACGUCGACGUGCGACUUUUAACGUGUUGGAAUGGGAGAUACGAUGCAAAGGCAAUGAUCGCGAAAUCGAAUUUUCAUAGUUGUAACAUCUUUUCGGAGAAUCUGGUCGCGAUAGAAAUGCGCAAACUCGAGGUAAAAUUUGGCAAACCGAUAUACAGGUACGGCCCAUGCGUACUUAUUCAAUAUGUCGAUAACAGUGAGAAUAUAUUGGUAACCUUUAUUGAAUUGUGUGUAAGGGCGCAUCUCAAUCACAUCAGCCUGCCACAGAUCAUCGUAUCCGUAAACUAUGACGUGUCUGCGUGGAAAAUUUUUUCUCGCCGGAGCGUGAAGUUCUUCUAG